Heterobasidion irregulare TC 32-1 is the source of this 1707-nucleotide messenger RNA. RefSeq lists its product as uncharacterized. The transcript has 6 exons. Lineage: Eukaryota; Fungi; Basidiomycota; Agaricomycetes; Russulales; Bondarzewiaceae. Bases 1 to 1707 code for a protein of 568 amino acids. The record is from RefSeq and is a predicted model, not a curated record.
AUGACGAUGACAACGACAACGACGCUGAGGAAGAUGACGCUGAGGAACAGCGGCGGCGGCGGAAAGACAAGGGGGAACAGAGAGGGCACAAACGGGUAUAUCCCUCUCUCUCUCGGCUCCCUCUUCCUCCCCCGUACACGCACACCUCUCGCCCUCGACCUCCUCUCCACGUCGCCCUCAACGGCAUAUCCCUCGACUCUACCCGCCCCCUCAUCUCGUCCGCUCAACCUCUCCCACAUCCGACCCGCUCUCCCGUCCGCCCCGCUAUCUCGUUCGACCCGCUCUCCCGUCCGACUCGCUCCCCCGUCCGACCCUCUCGACCCGAUCGCUCGCUGUGCUACCCUCCCCGCUCUCCUCGCACGAUCUCAUGCCCACUGGCCCGCUGGCCCACCGGCCCGCUGGCCCACCGGCCCGCUGGCCCACCGGCCGGCUCGCCCGCAUCGUCCACAUCGCCUCGCGCAUCGCAUAGGUUUCCCGGACCUACGCUCGACUGACCCGCAUCUCCCGCUCGACGCCGCGCUCGCCUGCUCGCUCCAGCUCGACACCACCGCCGUCCACCACCCCGACACGUCCUCCGCCUCCUCCACCUUCCCUCUACCUCCUCCGCCUUCUCCGCUCGCCGGCGGCCGAGACUGCACCGUGCAGGACCAGUCCAAGCCCAUAUCCGCCACGAGCACCGCCCUCCUCCGCGCCGCCCUCCUCGACCAGACGGCCGCUGCCGCAUCCGCAUCCGCAUCCUCGCGCACCGGCCGUUGCCGCCUCGGACGACACCGACUCGACGACACCGACUCGACGACGCCGACUCGACGACGCCGACUCGACGACGCCGACUCGACGACGCCGCCUCGACCCUACCGCCUCGACGCGGCCCUGUCCCGACCACGCCGCCGCCUCAACGCUUCCGUCUCUAUCCCCACUCCCGACGACGACACCAGGUUCGCAGCCACCGCCUCCGACGACCUCGACUCGACUCCGCCGCCUCGACUCUACCGCCUCGAUGCUACCCCCUCCACCGCCAGGCUCGACCACACCUCGACCCUGCCCGGUGCCGACGACGGUCCCAGGCUCGACAACGCCGCCUCCACGUCCGAUCCCCACCACGCCGCCGCCUCCACCCUGCCGCCUCCACUGCCGGUCCCUUGCCUCGACAACGGCGCGUCGCCCGAGGCUCCUCACUCGACGGCGCCUCCUCACGUUUUCAUCCACCCCGCCUGCUCCUCGACAACAACAGCGCCCGCUCGACACGACGGCCCUGACGACGACACCGAGGCCUCCGCGCUGCUGCCUGCACGCUCGGUCCCGAUGACCCCAGGCGUGCAGCAGCCUUCUCGAUCCUGCCAGCUCUUCACGCUGCGGCCUGCACGCCGUCUCUACACGCCAGGUCCCGACCACCUCACCGCCUGGACCUUGCCUCCCCGUGCACACCACCGAGAUCGUCAACGGCGAGGCCUCGACGGCCCUGCCUCCUCGCCAACACGGCGUCGCCGCCUUCCCCUCGCCGCCUUCUCCUCGCUUCCAACGGUGGCUCCCCGAGGACGCGGUGUUGCCCGGUGUCUCGUCAUGCACAACCGCGGCCUCGUGAACCGCGGCGUCGAGGACGUGCCUAUGACGACAGCCUCGUCGCCGUCUCUACCACAUGUGGGGCCGCCAACACAGGGGUCUGGCAGGGCCCUGAUGUGGCGUCCGCCGGGCGCGGACCCCUCCUGA